GUCGGGGGCUGUGCGCUUUCACGUGGUUGAUUGAUAUCCAGGUACUCACCUGUUUAGCAGCGGACACCCGAGGGCGCUGCUGUAGCUGUAAGUGACAUAAAGGGAGCAAUACCCAUCAUGGAUCAGAAAAUGGUGCCCGUUGAGGAUAUUGUGGAGUAUCAGCUGUUCCUGGUAUCUCAGGAGCCGAGCGAUUCUGUGCAGCGGAAGCAAAUUCUCCAUCAGUACAUACAGCAGAUACUGGCCAAGUUUGCAUCUUUACUAGCCCCUUAUAUUUGGCAAAAACAACCAUUUAAUCUUCGGUACAAAGCUAACAAAGGUAACGUUCCGGCGCACAUUGGAGGAGUAACACAUUUUGGUGAUAACUUAGAUGAUGAGUGGUUUAUCGUCUUCCUUGUCCAGCAGAUUACCAAGGAGUUUCCGGAUUUAGCAGCCAGAGUGGAGGACAAUGAUGGAGAGUUUUUACUGAUUGAAGCUGCUGAUUUUAUUCCCAAAUGGCUGAAACCUGAAAAUAGCUCCAAUCGGGUUUUCUUUUUCCAUGGCAAGUUGUGUAUCGUCCCGCUGAGUCAAAACAGUAGGGAGUGUGACUCGGCUGCCAGUCUGACCGUAUCUCAAGCAUUGGAGCUGCUGUCUGCACAUCCAGACAAAUUCUUAUCUUCACAGUCUGUAGCUAAAGCUGUGGCCCGAAGAAUUAAUGGAUAUCCUGAUAAAAUAAAGGAUUCCCUGCACCGAGCUCACUGCUUUAUACCUGCUGCGGUUGCUGCUGUUCUGAAGGCCCGGCCAAAACUUAUCUCUGCUGCUGUGCAGGCAUUUUAUUUGCGAGAUCCUGUAGAUCUGAGAGCUUGUCGUACCUUCCAUCAUUUUCCUCCUGAAAUGCUGGUUCUCACGUCGGUCACGUUUACGAAGUGUCUGUAUGCCCAGCUCAUUCAGCAGAGGUUCCAUCCUGAUAGGCGCAGCGGAUAUGCUCUCCCUCCCCUCUCUCACCCCACGUACAAAGCACAUGAGCUAGGAAUGAAACUGGCUCAUGGAUUUGAGAUCCUGUGUUCCAGAUGCGGCAGGUCCCCGGCAGAAACUACGGGAAAUACCUUGCAGAGCCCUCUUUGGACUGGGUUUUUAAAUAACCUCAAGAAAAAUGAUUUCUUUAAGGGGGAGAUGGAAGGAUCUGCACAGUACUCAGAACUGCUGAAGGUUGCACAGAUUUAUUUUCAGCAAUCUGUAAUCAAACCAGAGAGUCCAGUGAUCUCAAGUCCUGGAGAGGAGGUGCUGAGUUUGCUAAAGACGCUGCCCCUCAACCUAGAGGCUAUGAAGAAAGAAGAGGCCGAUCUACCCCCUGAUGAAGAUGACAGCUGGCUGGACAUUUCCCCGGACAAACUGGAGCAGAUUUUACAAGAAGCCGCAGGUCCCAAGGAUUCUGUCCCAUCUUCCAGUGACGAGGAAAAGCGAUACGAUUUAUCUGAAGUAACUGAGAGCAUGAAGGCGUUUAUAUCCAAAGUCUCCUCCCAUGAGGGUGCUGAGGUGCCUAGGGUUCCACCAGAGACGCCAAUCACGUUUGAUGUGGAUUCAUUCACAAGCGCCUUGGAAAAAAUUCUUGGUCCGAGCCCAGAGGAGCUGGAUUCUGAUGAUCUGGAAUCUGAAGAAGAUUUUGAGUCAUUAGACAGUGAUGAGGGGCUAGCAACACCAUUUGGGGAGGACCCGUUGACAAGUCUGCGCUCAUAUAUGGAGGUUAUGGACCACGAGCUGGCGCAAACAAACAUUGGGAAGAGCUUCACAACAAAGAGGAAGACGAGCGAAGUCACUGCACCAGUUUCUGAUGACGCAGCUACAGAAGACAUGGGACUGACCUCUGUGGACAUGGAUCUGAACCUGGUGACAAAUAUCCUGGAGUCAUUUAGCUCCCAGGCAGGUUUGGCUGGACCUGCCUCUAACAUUUUGCAGAGUAUGGGGGUGCAUCUGCCAGACAACACUGACUCUGCUCUACAGUGAUCCCAUGGGCAGGAAUCCAUAGCGCAGCCUGACACCUUUUACAAUCAGUGUAACUAACCUCAUUGUCUCCUGAAUAGUUACAGCAGUCAAGAGCUGAUUGGUGGACACAGGCUUGCGGCAUUUUACCUGUUUUGUACGCAUCAUCUUACAAGUGGAAUGUUGGCGCAGUCCAGUGCAUGUGUUUGAUAUGGGAUGGAGAAGCACAAAAUCUGUCUCAACAAAUGUAUAAUGUGACUCUCCCAGGAUGGUCGCUUCCAGAUAAGGUUCUUUCCUAUAGAAAAUGUCUAUUACAUGAGGUCUGCACCUUUAACUCCGCCAGAGUUGUCGCCACAUUUGUAAAUAUUUGAUGCAUUUACCUAUUUCUAGCUGAUUAUUUGUACUGUGUGCGUGCUCAGGGGGUCACAUUUAUAUAAAUGGCAAUGCCAGCAGCUGAAUCUGUAUAAUGCGAGAAGCGCAACUUCCGAUAACGGCACAGUUGGUAUCUGUAACAGCCACUAGCUUUAUCUGAAACGUGAUCACCCAGAAUCACAGAUGCUUCUGUCCCUUUUCAGUGUCUUGCUAGAUAAAGAUGGAUUUGCCAACCUGACUCUCAAGAAUUAUUUUUGUAAGCAGAAUAUUUCAUCUUCUUUCGUUAUUCUGGAAUCCAAGAUUUUGUUUUGCUGCUCCUGUAUAUUUUAUUUGCUAGACCGUUGCCACUGCCUUGUUAAACGUGAGGCUGCUUGUUCUGCAAUACAGAUUUCUACCUUUCAUAUAUUUUGUAAUGUGUAAAACAAUAAAGACAUUUAGUAUUGUGGAUCAUUAAGUA
This is a messenger RNA of Bombina bombina (fire-bellied toad), 2785 nucleotides long. RefSeq names its product ecdysoneless cell cycle regulator (gene ECD). NCBI's taxonomy places the organism in Eukaryota, Metazoa, Chordata, Amphibia, Anura, Bombinatoridae. The transcript has 14 exons. The record is from RefSeq and is a predicted model, not a curated record. Gene Ontology annotation, cellular component: nucleus. The coding region runs from base 118 to 1980 and encodes 620 amino acids.